AUGCAAAAGGGCAAGACACGUUCCAAGACAGGAUGCCGGACGUGCCGCAUUCGCAAGGUCAAAUGCGAUGAGGAAAAGCACAAUGUAGAAGGCCAAGAUGAGCCACAAUGCCAGCGCUGCUCAUCAGCGCGUCUCCGGUGCGAGUGGAAAGGCGGACCCAUUCCACGCAAAUUGGCAUCGGGAUUAGCAUCCUCUCCAUCGCCCUCGGAUAAUUCGCCAAGGGACCAUCUCAAUGGCGCUGACCUGAACCAGCUCAUGCGAAGGCGGCAAGCUGCUGAACAAGCCUUCAAUGCUGCCAAGCCACCAUUGCUUCCUUCGCAAAGACUGAGCAGUGCGAAUCCCGACCGGAGUAUUCAAGCGGCAAAUUCCUUGACUCUAUCUGCCUUUGACCGCGACUGUCUUAGCUAUUUGCAGAAUUCGACACUAGUGGUGAUCCUGGGGAAGCACUGGCCCUGGUCCACUGUCUCGUAUGCUUACCACAAAAUCGCGGUUAAAGAGCCAAUGGUCAUGAGCAUGAUUCUGGCUAGUACUGCUCGGGAAAUUCAUCGCUCAAAACUCUUCGACGAAGACAAUUUAUCCAGCAGUCCUUCCAAGAAUGAGUCCAAUGAAUUUGACGGUCGCAUGCACUACGGCCGCGCAUUGUCAAGCCUUCGACAUGCAUUGAAACAGGAUGUGAAGACACCACAGAAAAUCGAGGCCGUGUUUAUCACAUUAUGGCUCAUGAUCGAUUAUGAAAAUAGAUUUGGUAGCGGAAUCACGGCUAUCAAUAUUCACAUCCGAGGCAUUGAGACCCUUCUUCAUAACCAUAUCGUCCCUUUGCUUCAAUCUGGGACGGCACCCCAGAGGCCAUCUCCAUCUAACACCGCGGUCGCAAUCGCACCCGAAGGAUCAAGUUCCGAUUCGCAAACGCAACCCGAGAGACAACUGUCGAUGGCUGGAGCAACUCUCGCCGAAGGAUCAAGGGAAAUCGCUUUGGCAGACCCACUCGAGUCACUUCGUUCUACAUCGGUGCCCCUGUUUCUCUUAUGGACAUUGUAUUUUUUCACUCCAUCCGCGUUGUUUUUCGGACCCGAUACGACACGACUGGACACAGAUAUCUACCAGUUCUUCCUCAAUGCCGAAAGUGGCAAUGCGGAUCACUUGAGCCUGCCUGAGCUCUACCGAAUCUGCAGACAGUCACCCACUCGCUUCUGGGGCGAGAAUUACCCAAUGUCCGCCCAACUGGAUGAUAUGGAGAACCUUCCCGGUUUGACAUUGUACCACAACAGCCAUGUCAUUCAGUUCAAGAUCACCGAGCUGUUCCAGCAGGGUAUUGUGGAUGACGCUUCGGGCGCAAAGUCGCCCUAUCAGCAAUUAAUUGACCAAUUAAAUAUCAUCUCCGUUGAAUACGACACCGUCCUAGUAACCGCCAAAACCUCACCAUCAUGCGACGCACCCGGCGACCGCCGCGUCCUAGAAACAGUCUGUUGGUCCGCCAUCACCUUCUACAGCACAGUCGUAUUCUUCCACCUCUGCUUUCAAAGCAUCCUCAACAAACACCCCGGCACUCAAGUUCACGACAACCUCAUGACUCUCCCCGACGCUGUGUCCCAAGUUCUCGAGCUAAGCCUAAAAGUACAUCGCAGCCGACCGCGUCUGAUGAUCCGAAUCAUCUGGCCUUUGUUCUUAGCUGGCAUUGCAACUUCAGAUCAAAUCUAUCAGGACUGGGUGGCUAUCCAGUUGAGGGAACUUGGGAGGUUUGGUGAGAACUAUACGCGUAUUAGUAGGCGAUUCGAUGAGAUUAUUCAGGGGAGUCAGCCUUAUUUGUGCAGGGAUUUCCAGUUAAAUGCUUCUAGUACCUGA
Penicillium atrosanguineum is the source of this 1842-nucleotide messenger RNA. RefSeq lists its product as uncharacterized. Gene Ontology annotation, biological process: positive regulation of transcription by RNA polymerase II. Gene Ontology annotation, cellular component: nucleus. The transcript is spliced from 3 exons. Gene Ontology annotation, molecular function: zinc ion binding; DNA-binding transcription factor activity, RNA polymerase II-specific; transcription cis-regulatory region binding. NCBI's taxonomy places the organism in Eukaryota, Fungi, Ascomycota, Eurotiomycetes, Eurotiales, Aspergillaceae. The record is from RefSeq and is a predicted model, not a curated record. The coding region runs from base 1 to 1842 and encodes 613 amino acids.